Molecule: messenger RNA, 902 nt
Organism: Sturnus vulgaris (Common starling)
Lineage: Eukaryota; Metazoa; Chordata; Aves; Passeriformes; Sturnidae
Gene: GSC2
Product: goosecoid homeobox 2
Biological process (GO): regulation of transcription by RNA polymerase II
Cellular component (GO): nucleus
Molecular function (GO): DNA-binding transcription factor activity, RNA polymerase II-specific; RNA polymerase II cis-regulatory region sequence-specific DNA binding
Source: RefSeq, a predicted model, not a curated record
CACAGCUAGGUCAGAGGGAGGAAAAGAGUGUGUAUGUGUAUAAAAUAAAAACUCAUCUGAAAGAAUGACAUUCACUUGAAACAUCAAGACAAAGCAGUGGUUCUGGAUAGCUUUGCCAGUCCAUUUUAAAAGCCACAUAAGCUGUCCUUUCCCUAGCAAAACCCCACUGGGGAGCCAGUGCACAGAGAGCAAAGCCCCUCAGCUGGGCUGCCUGCUUCCCCAGCUGCUGCUGCUGCUGGCACAGGAUGUCUUCAGAGCCUGUGCCAGGUGCUGACACUGGCAGGAGAGGCCUGAAGAAGCCACAUCCGUUCAGCAUCGAGGACAUCCUCUCCAGCCCCGUGGAGAAGAGCCCCCAGGUCUUGGUGCCACUGUGCCUGCAGAGCAUCUUGGACUGCACACCCAGGCGGCUGUGUGAGCUGGAGACCAUCCCAGCCAGCUCCCUGCAGGAGGAGGAGGAGGAAGAGGAGGAAGAGCUGGAAGGGGCAGGCUGCAACUGCUGCUGCUGCUCUCACACGAGUGCCCGUUCCCUGCAGGAGCUGCCGGGUUGGCUGGAAGCCCGGUUCCCCUGGCCCAUGCGGCUCUUCCACCCAGCGGUCAGGGUCUGUAAGAGCUCCCAGGAGAAGUCGAGCGAGCUGCAGAGCUUCCAGCAGAUCCAGCGCCGCACACGCCGGCACCGCACCAUAUUCACCGAGGAGCAGCUGCAGGCUCUGGAGACGCUUUUCCACCAGAACCAGUACCCAGACGUGGUCACCCGCGAGCACCUGGCAAACCGCAUUCACCUGAAGGAGGAGAGGGUAGAGGUUUGGUUUAAAAAUCGUCGGGCCAAGUGGCGGCAUCAGAAGAGGGCGACUGCCUCAGCCCUGAUCCUCCAGCCCAAGCAGCCCCCCAAGGAGAGCUGUUAG